GAAGCCGACGAGAUGCUGGAGGCGGCCGGGCCGGACCCGGAGCUAGACCCGGAGGACCUGGUGCACUUCUCGGUGGGCGACUUGCCCAGCCGCGGCUACGGGGUGAUGGGCGAGAUCAGGAGGCAGGGGAAGCUGUGCGACGUGACCCUCAAGGUGGGAGACCACAAAUUCAGCGCCCAUCGCAUCGUCCUGGCGGCCUCCAUUCCUUACUUCCACGCCAUGUUCACAAACGAUAUGAUGGAAUGCAAGCAGGAUGAAAUCGUCAUGCAGGGCAUGGAUCCAAGCGCCCUGGAAGCUCUGAUCAAUUUCGCCUACAAUGGGCACUUAGCCAUUGACCAGCAAAAUGUCCAGUCUCUCUUGAUGGGUGCCAGUUUCCUGCAGCUGCAGAACAUCAAGGAUGCCUGUUGCUCCUUCCUCAAAGAGAGGCUUCACCCCAAAAACUGCCUGGGCGUGCGCCAGUUUGCGGAGACCAUGAUGUGCGCUGUCCUGUACGACGCAGCCAACAGCUUCGUCCACCAGCACUUUGUGGAGGUCUCCAUGUCCGAGGAGUUCUUGGCUCUGCCUUACGAAGACGUCCUGGAGCUGACCUCCAGGGAUGAACUCCACGUGAAGUUGGAGGAGCAGGUCUACGAAGCCGCCCUGUCCUGGGUCAGGUACGACCUGGAGCAGCGGGAAGCCUGCUUGCCGGACCUCCUGUCCAGAAUCCGUCUGCCCCUCUGCCGGCCGCAGUUCCUGACCGACCGCGUGCAGCAGGAUGACCUCAUCCGCAGCUGCCACAAGUGCAGGUGGACCAGGAGGGGGGACGGGGGUGCAAUGGGAACUGUAGUCCUAGACGGACAGAUCUAUGUUUGUGGGGGCUACGACGGCACCUCCUCCCUGAACUCGGUGGAGGCCUAUUCGCCCGAGACAGACAAGUGGACGGUGGUGACACCUAUGAGCUCCAAUCGCAGCGCGGCCGGCGUCACCGUCUUCGAAGGCCGCAUCUUCGUCUCCGGCGGACACGACGGCUUGCAAAUCUUCAAUAGCGUGGAAUACUACAAUCCCCACACUGCCUCGUGGCACAGCGUGGCCAGCAUGGCGAACAAGCGUUGCCGGCACGGGGCGGCCUCCCUGGGCAGCAAGCUCUUCACCUGCGGCGGCUACGACGGCUCGGCCUUCCUCAGUGUGGCCGAGGUCUACAACUCGGCCUCCGACCAGUGGUACCUCCUGGUGCCCAUGAACACCAGGCGCAGCCGCGUCUCCCUGGUGGCCACCUGCGGCCGCCUGUACGCCGUGGGCGGCUACGACGGACAGUCCAACCUCAGCUCGGUAGAAGUGUACAACCCGGAAAGCAACCGCUGGACGUUCGUGGCGCCCAUGGUGUGCCACGAGGGAGGGGUGGGGGUGGGCUGCGUCCCACUGAUGGCCAUUUGAAGGGACCGCCCGGGGGCACCAUGUGCAUUGCAUGCGAGCCGUAGGAGGGGCGGGACGAGCUGAGGGACCACACCGGCCCGGCCGACGGGGUGCAUCAUUUCAAGGUGUGCUUGAGGUGUGGCCCCCUUCUCCCCCCCCCCCACUCCUCGGCUGUCAACUGGGGGGGGGGAUUCUUGUGGUCAAUCCAAAGAGUUGUUGGGGGUGGGGUGAUAAAGGAAAGCUGCUGGCCCUUCUCUCGGCCAAAUGUUGUGUUUGUUUCCUCCGGCUUUGCGGUGAUGUGGGAGGGAGGAGUGGUGGGUGAGAAAAGAUGGGGAGGAGGAGAAGAAAGGACAUAAGUAUUACUGUUAAUGCUGAUCAAUUCAAUCUUUUCUCCUCCUUCCUCCUUUUCCCUCCACCUUCUUCUUCUCCCUCCUCCUUCCCUUUCUCUUUCUUC
Thamnophis sirtalis is the source of this 1846-nucleotide messenger RNA. The record is from RefSeq and is a predicted model, not a curated record. NCBI's taxonomy places the organism in Eukaryota, Metazoa, Chordata, Lepidosauria, Squamata, Natricidae.